UUUGCCAUACUGCUGACGAAUCUGCCAAAUCAUUGUGUUGCAAUGUCGUAAUUAAUCGAAGCAUUGCCUAGAUAAUCGAUACUUCGUUAACGUGGUCGGAGUGUGUAACAUUCCCAUAUUGAUCCUUAAAAAAUCUGCAGCGAAAGGUUUUGUUUAGGAUGCAUUCAAAGUUGGACAUCACUGACGAGUUUUACUCAAAGAAGAGGCCGUACAGUCCAAGCAGUAAGCUCUUGGUGGGCGCGGGACCAUGCAAUUGUUCACCACGGGUAAUGUACACUUACUCCCACGAGCCCGUAAUAAUACCUGGCGAUGAAGUUUAUAACAUAAUGGAGGAAUUUAGGGAGAUGCUCAAAUUCGCGCUUCAAACAAGAAACCAGGCGACACUGGCAAUACAAAAUUCCGGAACAGGUGGAUUAGAGGCUGCUUUAACUAACAUGGUGGACCCGGGAGAGAAAAUUGUUGUAGGAGUCAUGGGAUUUUGGGGACAACGAAUUGUAGAAAUAGCGAGAACGCGGAACAUAGACGUAGUAGUGGUGUCUCCACAAUACGGCCAGGUGUUCACUUUGGAGGAAUUAGAACAAGCAGUCAUCAAACACAAGCCAGUUUUGCUCUUCGUCACGCACGGUGAAUCAUCAACUGGAGCCGUACAACCGUUGGAGGGACUAGGGGAUAUAUGCCACAAGUACAACUGCAUGUUGGCAGUGGACGCAGUAAUUACUUUUGGAGCUAUUCCAUUGUACGUGGAUCGUUGGGGGAUCGAUGUACUCGUCACUUCCACGCAAAAGGCCGCCAGAUCUUUCCCCGGUCUUGCUUAUUUGAGCUUCAGUCCAGAAGCAGUUGAAAGGAUAAAAACCCGGAAAACUGUUCCUCCAUUCUAUUUCAACGUGUUGGAACUUAGUAAGAUGUGGAACUGCUUCGAUGAGCGCAUAAUGUACUAUUAUACAUACAACUCCAAUUUGUUAGCAGCUGCAAAGGAAGGCAUAGCCGAAAUUAUCGAGGAGGGUUUGCUCGAAACGUGGCAAAAGCACGAAAAACUCAAUAAAAGGCUAUGGGAUGGAUUGGUCAAGUUGGGGUUAAAGAUUUACGUAAAAAAUCUCGAACAUCGACUACAUGCGGUCACAGCCGUUGAGCUUCCACCCACGGUUUCAUUUGCAGCGUUCAAUGAGUACUUGGUUGAACGGUACCAAAUCUAUAUAAGCGUUGGCAUUGGACCGACGGCGGUAACGCAUUUUCGAAUUGGCAUGAUGGGUUAUAAUGCAAGAGCAGACAUGGUUGAUUAUGUCUUGGACAAAAUAGGGGAAGCACUCAAGUACUGCCAGCAGGAGAAACUGAGGGCGAUAAAGCUAGGCUAAGUGUCUUUUUGAACCAUUAAUUAUUUUGAAUGGUCUCCAUUAAAGUGAGUUCAAAUUGC
This is a messenger RNA of Photinus pyralis (common eastern firefly), 1411 nucleotides long. RefSeq names its product serine--pyruvate aminotransferase, mitochondrial-like. The transcript is spliced from 8 exons. The coding region runs from base 159 to 1352 and encodes 397 amino acids. Gene Ontology annotation, molecular function: L-alanine:glyoxylate transaminase activity; L-serine:pyruvate transaminase activity. NCBI's taxonomy places the organism in Eukaryota, Metazoa, Arthropoda, Insecta, Coleoptera, Lampyridae. Gene Ontology annotation, cellular component: peroxisome. The record is from RefSeq and is a predicted model, not a curated record.